This is a messenger RNA of Acanthosepion pharaonis, 663 nucleotides long. NCBI's taxonomy places the organism in Eukaryota, Metazoa, Mollusca, Cephalopoda, Sepiida, Sepiidae. The record is from the annotation of a GenBank genome assembly.
AUGAAUUCAUUUCUUCGUUUCUUUCGCUCUUCUCACUUUUUCAUUCAUUCAUUCUUUUCUAUUUUCUCUUUGCCACAUUACUAUUUUUCAUUACCUUCGAUUUUGCAAUUCCUUCAUUUUUAUUUUCAACUUCCUUCGUUUUUUUUCGUUUUCUCACUUUUUCCUUUAUUUUUUCAUUCCUUCAUUCCUUUCUAUUUUCUCUUUACCACAUUUCUUUUUUCAUUUUCUUUCGCUUUCCUCACAUCUUCAUUUAUUUUUCAUUCAUUCAUUCCUUUCUAUUUUCCUCUUUCCACAUUUCUAUUUUCUCAUUCCUCCAUUUUUAUUUUCAACUUCCUUCGAUUCUUUCGCUUUUCCCACUUUUUCAUUUCGUUUUUAUUUCUUCAUUACUUUCUAUUUUCUCUUUACCACAUUUCUAUUUUUCAUGAUUUCAUUAUCUUCUAUUUUUCCAUCCCUUCAUUUUUAUAUUCUUCUUCCAUCGUUUCUUUCACAAUUCACAUUUUCCUUUAUUUUUUCCUUCAUUCAUUCAUUCGUUUUUAUUUUCUCCUUCCUACAUUCUUUUUUUCAUUCCUUCAUUACCUUCAAUUUUCCCAUUCCUUCAUUUCUAUUAUCUCCUUCUUUAGUUUCAUUCGCUUGUCUCAUUUUUUCAUUAAUUUUGUUCACUAA